This is a messenger RNA of Diaporthe batatas, 3958 nucleotides long. RefSeq lists its product as uncharacterized. The record is from RefSeq and is a predicted model, not a curated record. Gene Ontology annotation, cellular component: autophagosome; cytoplasm. Lineage: Eukaryota; Fungi; Ascomycota; Sordariomycetes; Diaporthales; Diaporthaceae. Gene Ontology annotation, biological process: autophagy; autophagosome organization; peptidyl-serine phosphorylation. The coding region runs from base 300 to 3188 and encodes 962 amino acids. The transcript has 3 exons. Gene Ontology annotation, molecular function: protein serine/threonine kinase activity; ATP binding.
CGCGGCAGCAUCAUCCAAACGCUCUGCUUGCCUCGCCUUGCCUUGCCUUGCCUCGCCCUUCCGCCUUCUCUUCUUUCUCGUCCUUUUUUUCUUCUUUCUAAUCCAUCCUUCUUCUCGAACUAACACCCGCCCUCGGGCAUUCUUCCCAGACAGGAACCAGUCCAUCCCACCCAUACCACAAUCCCACCCUCCAUGUGUACAUGACGACAACCACAGCUACCCUCGAGUCCCUACCCCUUUAGGCCCACGGGCUACGCCAACACCGUUUUCUUCCUGUCCCGCCAACCCCCCAGGAAGAUAUGGCUUCUCAACCCUCCGCUUCUGGGCGCUCGCGGCCCCAAUCCGACGCCAUGAGCCAGUGGACUGUCGGUUCCAAGAUCGGGAAGGGCAGCUUCGCUUCUGUCUACGUUGGUACCCACAAGAGCUCCGGCGCAGCUGUCGCUAUCAAAUCCGUCGAACUUGGGAAGCUCAAAGGCAAGGUGAAGGAUAACCUCUAUUCCGAGAUUAAGAUUCUUGAGAAACUGCGUCAUCCUCAUAUUGUCGCCCUCCACGAAUGCGUAGAGACGCCGACCCACAUCAACCUGAUGAUGGAAUACUGCCUUCUCGGCGAUCUUUCGCUCUUCAUCAAGAAAAGAGAUAUGCUUUCGACGAACCCAGCUACACACGAUAUGGCACGGAAAUACCCGAACACACCUAACGCUGGCCUGAACGAGGUUAUUAUUCGUCAUUUCCUCAAGCAGCUGGCGAGUGCGCUCCAAUUCCUGCGGAAGCUGGACCUGGUGCAUAGGGACGUGAAGCCCCAGAAUCUGCUCCUGCUCCCCUCCGUCGAUUUCCGAGAGAGCAACAGGGAGGUGCCACAAAUUCUCAGUGCGAGCCAGAACAGCCUCAUUCCCGCAGUCGGGCUGCGCUCUCUGCCCAUGCUGAAGCUCGCCGAUUUCGGGUUCGCCCGCGUUCUACCUUCCACGUCUCUUGCCGAAACGCUUUGUGGUUCACCGCUCUACAUGGCUCCUGAGAUCCUGCGCUACGAACGCUACGAUGCCACUGCAGAUCUCUGGUCCGUUGGGACGGUUCUGUACGAGAUGGCGGCGGGCCGGCCACCCUUCCGUGCAAGCAACCACGUCGAGCUAUUACGCAAGAUAGAGGCUUCAAAUGACUCGAUCAAAUUCCCAAGGGAAAGUAAUCUUUCAUCCGAUAUGAAGCUUCUAAUCCGCGCUCUCCUCAAGAAAAGUCCUUCCGAGCGCAUCACCUUCGACAACUUCUUCUCACAUCCAGUUGUCGUAAACCAAAUACCUGGGCUCGUCGAGGAUGACGUUCCAAAGCCAGUCGAGCAGAAAAGACCACAGGAAUCCCGAUCUGCCUCCAGGUCCGAUGAGCCCGUCGCGCCUCCGCGACGGCUCUCAAUACGGCGGUAUGGUGCAGAACAAGACCAAGGGAGAGCCGAAGCCGUCUCCUCUCCCGUCGAGAGGCCCUACAGGCGUUCGCCACUUGGCACACCCACUGAAACUGAUGACAAAUUCGGUCCUGCCUCUCCUCGACUCAGCUACUCGCCGCGACAGGAGAGCGGGGAGGGUCUCGGCAUACGGCGACCACAGCCCGUGCCGUCCUCUUCCGCCCCGACAAGGCCGGCCGUCUACGAAGCGCGUCGCCGCGCCCUAUCUAACGCAUCGGCCACAAAGCUCGCUCGAGAUGCACCGCCAGGAGGAGCUGCGAGAGAACUUCCCCGAAGUCGAGGAAAAGGCCCCUCCGACGAACAGGAGAAGGCUCGGCAGGAAAUUGCAUUUGAGCGUGAUUAUGUGCUCGUGGACAAGAAUCAAGUCGCAGUGAAUGCCCUAGCCGAUGAGCUGGCUGCGAAUGGACGUAUGGUGCAUGCACAGGGAUCCUCGCCCAAAGCAGGACAGAUGGUGCGGCGUACGACGACGCAGGGUGCCCCAGACUCCACGACUGGCGCUGUGGCACCGUCGCCAUCUCGAGCAAUGCAAAUCGCGCAGGGAAGGCAGCGCCCAAAUGCCCAUGAGCGUCAAUCUUCUCUGAGUGCGAGCCCCGGCUCCACUACGUCUUUCAUCUCCAAGGCCAUCCAAGACGCCAGCCUGCGACUUCUGGGCAUCAAAUACCCACCAGGACUUGGAAAAGGCGCCUCCCCUCCUCAGCUAUACAGUGCAUUCCCCGCCUAUCCGACCCCGUCAGCUCCCGUGGGCUUGAUUGGCGAUGGCAAGCAAAGCACGCCGUAUGACGAGGACUCCAGAGUAGCCCAGUGCAUCGAGGACUACGCCACACGAAGUGAUGUUGUGUAUGGCUUUGCCGAGGUGAAAUACAAGCAGCUUGUGCCUCUGACACCGUCGACUAAUCAUGGACUUGGUGGCUUGCCGGCCGACCAGGCCUCUGCUGACGAUGACGAGGGGCUUACUGUUGAUGCUGUAGUGGCACUUUCGGAGGAAGCCCUAGUGCUUUACGUCAAGGCUCUAUCUCUUCUUGCCAAGUCCAUGGAUAUCGCCAGCCUGUGGUGGUCGAGGAGAACGCGAGCGGAAUCAUCGACUGGGCAAGCAUCCGCGCGAGAGCCAACCAGUAUUCAAGUCGUCAUUACCAGGAUUAAUUCGGCUGUGCAGUGGGUGCGGUCGCGGUUCAACGAAGUCCUGGAAAAGGCCGAGAUCGUGCGAUUGAAACUCAUCGACGCGCAGAAAUCAUUGCCGGAGGACCAUCCUGCUCACCCUAGUAAUCAAUCAGUGGAUCCCGCAUCAACGAGUGGAUCGACAGUCGACGGGGUGGCUAUCACACCUGGUGUAAGCGCCGAAAAACUCAUGUACGACCGUGCCGUCGAGAUGAGCCGCAAAGCAGCGAUCGACGAGAUCUCAAAUGAAGACCUUGCUGGUUGCGAGAUCUCCUAUGUCACAGCAGUACGUAUGCUAGAGGCCGUCAUAGAUAACGAUGAAGACCUGCCUAAGAGGCGGGUCUUCGGAGCUACCAAGGAGGAGCAUGCGUCUUCAAAGGAGGAGCCUUCCUCGGACAUCAACACGGACGACCAGCAAGCCGUGCAAAAAUUGAUCACCAUGAUCACAGGCCGACUCAGUUCUGUGCGGAAGAAGAUGCGGAUGAUUGCGAGUGCUACAAAGCUUCAGCAGCAGCAGCAAGAUGUCGUCCGACGACGCAGUGGUGAUGUGACACCUAGAAGCGUCCCUUCUCACACCUCAUAAGAGAGACAGCUACAGGACCCACGACUGACGAAAAUGCAUUAACACAAACCUUGAGAGAUUCUCUUCCUGCUUUGUCGCCGCCCAGCCGCAUUGCUCUUUGGUCCCGGAGUUCGAUGGCGGAACACGCGACUAGCCUGAUUAUAUGGCCUACUUUCUUUCGAAAUUGCCUCUCGGAUUGGAACCACGCUAUCCCGCGCUUCGACUUUAUGUUUGAUUGUAAUUUUCUUGUCUUGUUCUUUUGGACGGAGUUUUCCACUUCUCAGUGUCAGCACAUUGUACUUCCGGAGUCCUCGGCGUGGGUUGGAUUAGGUCGGGCAUCUGAACUUUUCAAGCAGUAGAGAGGCUUCUUCCGGUUAUUCUUUCCUGGUCACAAGACCACAUUUUCCGUUACAUGGUUAUUGUCGAGAUUGGAACAGGGGCACAGGAUUGCGUUGCAAGGAAAUCCUCGGUGGGAUAUGGUUGGACAAGGGAAUCAGGGGCAUACGGAACCGUGUGAUUCACUGUCGGACCGCAGAUCAGAGAUUGAGAUCUAUCGGGUGCCAGCCUGAUAACGCGCCUGAAGGAUUUGGCCUUGAUCCAUCUUUGAGGCAGGGUGACCCGAGGUGUGUGUUGAAGUAGACUGUCUCCUAUUGGGUUAUCACAUUUGGCUGGCGCGGUGUAAGGGAUUCUGGACGCCGCUCCUGGACAGCAGUUUUGUCACCCAAGCGAUUGGGUUAGGUAUGAAGCUCGGCAUAUGAGCAUCAAUUAUGUUGUCGCUGAGACGAUCAUCA